This is a messenger RNA of Oreochromis niloticus (Nile tilapia), 1319 nucleotides long. It is a transcript of the gene pabpn1, whose product is annotated as poly(A) binding protein, nuclear 1. Gene Ontology annotation, molecular function: poly(A) binding. Gene Ontology annotation, cellular component: nucleus. The record is from RefSeq and is a predicted model, not a curated record. NCBI's taxonomy places the organism in Eukaryota, Metazoa, Chordata, Actinopteri, Cichliformes, Cichlidae.
GGCUCCGCCCCUGGCUUCCAUUUCUGAACUGAAGGGACGCCGCCGCUCUCGCGUAUAGCCCUCGCCUUUUUUUAUACACACGUUUAAGUAAAUAAACUAGGUUAUCUGUCGUAAGUUAGGACCAUUUCCUAAAGGUAGCGUGAAACAGUAGUCCCCGUUCAUCGUGGUAUGCUGUUUGAGUAGUAGCUAGAAGUGAAGCUAGCAUUUUAUUCCCCAUUUUAACUUUACUAAGCGGCGUUUUCCGCCGUUUUUUUCUUUUCGCCGCCCCGCUCACUCUACCCCCUUGUGUGUGAGUAGGGGCCUGCAACGUUGGUUUGGCCACGAGGCGCGUCGGUACAGUUGGAACAGGGCGAUGGCGGAGUUCGGUAACGGACUGGCGGAGGAAUCUCUGCUAGAUUCAGACCCCGGACAUCCCGAGCUGGAAGACCCGGGUGUCGGUGACGAAGAGCCGGGAUUAGAAGAGGGAGAGGCCGCAAUUGAAGACCCGGAGCUGGAGGCAAUCAAAGCCCGAGUGAGAGAGAUGGAGGAAGAGGCAGAGAAGCUGAAGGAGCUACAGAACGAGGUGGAGAAACAGAUGAAUCUGAGCCCCCCACCAGUUGGCCCUGUCAUCAUGUCCAUCGAGGAAAAGAUGGAGGCAGAUGGCAGAUCUAUUUAUGUCGGAAAUGUGGACUACGGUGCUACAGCAGAAGAGCUCGAAGCUCACUUUCAUGGCUGCGGUUCAGUAAACAGAGUCACCAUCCUAUGUGACAAAUACACAGGGCAUCCCAAGGGGUUUGCCUAUAUUGAGUUUGCAGACAAAGAGUCUGUUAGGACAGCCAUGGCUUUGGAUGAGUCACUUUUCAGAGGAAGGCAGAUAAAGGUGGGCGCUAAGAGAACAAACAGACCAGGCAUCAGCACCACAGACCGUGGCUUUCCACGGGCUCGGUUCCGAUCACGGGGAGGAAAUUUCUCCUUGCGUGCACGCUACUACAGUGGCUACACACCACCUAGAGGCAGAGGACGGGCCUUCAGGUUUCAGGACCAGUGGAGGCUGACAACCCCUCCCCAGGGCGCCGGCCCCCCCACUGUCUCCGCAGCAUCUCUCUCUCUCUCUGCUCCCGCUAUGCACACUCACCCCAUCCUGUCAGUGUGGGGCGGGGGAGGGGGACAGGGCGACCACAGGCCCGCCGCGGGGGGCAUUUACUACAACAGCAAACGCUGAUGACGCUUUUAGUCCUUUUCACACUUCAAAUGUCUCUCUCACACACACACACACACACACACACACACACACACACACACACACACACACACACACAUUGUUAACAAAUACACACACA